Cynocephalus volans (Philippine flying lemur) is the source of this 1019-nucleotide messenger RNA. RefSeq names its product transmembrane protein 126B (gene TMEM126B). Bases 170 to 769 code for a protein of 199 amino acids. Gene Ontology annotation, cellular component: mitochondrion. The transcript is spliced from 6 exons. Gene Ontology annotation, biological process: mitochondrial respiratory chain complex I assembly. The record is from RefSeq and is a predicted model, not a curated record. NCBI's taxonomy places the organism in Eukaryota, Metazoa, Chordata, Mammalia, Dermoptera, Cynocephalidae.
GCCAAAAUGGCGGCGCUCGGGCGUGGGGCUGCUGGUGUGGUACCGGUGGGAACUGGGGAAGCGCAGAAGGCUUUCAUGAGAGACAGAGGAUAAAGAUCAUUGUCAGCAAGCAGCUACUGUUUCCAUCUCCCCACCUGAAGAGAUAGAGCAGGGAGAGCAGGAUAUCAAGAUGGCAACACAUACGCAUAGUCAGCCCAGUCCUCUAGAAGAUGCAAAGCUCAGAAGACCAAUGAUCAUCGAAACCAUAGAAAAAAAUUUUCAAUAUCUUAGAAAAGAAAACACCGUAAAUAUAUAUGGAACAGUGUUCUUUGGAACAACAGCUGGUUUCUCUGGAAUACUGGCAAACUUCAUUUUCAGACACUGCUUCAAGGUUAAACACGAUGCUUUGAAGACAUAUGCAUCAUUGACUAUACUUCCAUUUUUGUCUACUAUAAUUACUUACAAGCUCUUUGUAACUGAUGCUUUGUAUUCAGGUAAUAUAAGCAAGGAAAAUUGUGUUCUGAGAAGUUCACUGACUGGCUUAGUAUGUGGUGUUUUUUAUCCCAGUGCUUUGGCUUUUUCUAGAAAUGGACGACUGGCAGUCAAGUAUCAUACUGUUCCACUGCCACCAAAAGGAAGGGUUUUACUCCAUUGGCUUCUGCUUUGUCAAACAGAGAUGAAAGCAAUGGCAGUUCCUCUAAUCUUUCAGAUAAUUUUUGGAGUAUUCAAUGGUCUACAACAUUACGCAGCAUUUGAAAGGACACACGAGAAAACUGUACAUGAAGAUUAACCAAAGAAUGAAUGGAUACUGACUCAGAAGGGAUUUUUAUGAUGAGGACUCGGGCAUUGCUGAAAGACUUAAAAGUAACUCUGGACAGACAGUUUGUUUCUGUCCCUUAUGCCUGGUAUAUAGCAGAUACUCAACAAAUAUGCAGUAAUUAAAUAAACAAGUGUACGUUUUAUUUUUCUUUCUUCAUUGUAUGUUUAUUUUGCCUGGUAUAUAGCAGAUGAUAAAUAUUCAGUAAUUCAAUAAAUGUAAA